Messenger RNA from Vicia faba (fava bean), 2523 nucleotides. NCBI's taxonomy places the organism in Eukaryota, Viridiplantae, Streptophyta, Magnoliopsida, Fabales, Fabaceae. The record is from the annotation of a GenBank genome assembly.
AUGAGCAAUGAGAAUGGACAGAAACCCCCACCGUCGAUUCUCGUUGGUCGAUUCAAGGCUUUGUUGAAGCAACGUGAAGAUGACCCAAGGCUGAGAAAUUCGCAACCUUCAACGGAAGAAAUUGUGCAGAUUUACGAGGCUUUGUUGGGUGAACUCACGUCGAAUGUGAAACCUAUCAUCACUGAUCUUACCAUCAUUGCUGAACAACAUAGGGAACAUGCUAGAGGAAUCGCUUAUGCUAUUUGCGCUCGUAUUCUCGAGGUGUCUGCAGAUCAUAAGCUUCCUUCACUCUAUCUCUUGGACAGUGUUGUGAAGAAUGUUGGCCAGGAAUAUGUUCGAUACUUCUCGUUACGUCUACCCGAAGUUUUCUGCGAGGCAUACAGACAGGUUAAUCCAAGUUUGCAUUCUGCCAUGCGACAUCUCUUUAGUACCUGGUCAAAAGUUUUCCCUCCCUCUGUCUUACGGAAGAUUGAAGUGCAAUUGCAAUUUUCUUCAGCAGUUAAUAAUCAACCAUCAAGUGUUAAUCCCCUCAGGGCUUCUGAAUCUCCUCGGCCAACUCAUGGGAUACAUGUUAACCCAAAAUACAUAAGACAAAUGGAACAUUCUACUUCAAUUAUGGAUAGUGUUGUGGGUGAAAGGUUAGGUUCACCAGGAACUGUAGGAAAUGCAAAUUUUGGCCUUGCAGCUAAUAAGGUUCAACAAUUUGUGCCAAGUAGGGUUGGCAAAUCCUCUUCACCGUCAGGAAUUGGACAUGAUAGGCAUAUGCCCUCAUAUAUUGAUGAAUAUGUAGUUGACCAUUCUGCUGGCAGGACAGUUGAGAGAGAAUCUCCUCAUCGUGCUGUUGAUUAUGGACUAAUUAAAGGAUUAGGUAGAGAAGAAGAGUUGCGUGAGUGGCCGCGAAAGCAGUUUACUGGUGAUGGUCCGAAGAGAUUUCCAGCUUCUAUGACAUACAGUCUUAGUAACGGACAACCUCGCCAAAAUCCAAGAGCUCUAAUUGAUGCCUAUGGUAGUGACAAAAGCCAAGAAACUUCUGGCAGUAAGCCUUUGUUAGUUGAGCGGCUGGAUAGAAAUGGUAUGGAUAAGGUUUUGACAACAUCAUGGCAGAACACGGAAGAGGAGGAGUUUGAUUGGGAAGAUAUGAGUCCAACAUUAGUGGAUAGUCGAAACAAUGGUUUCCUGCAACCAACUAUUGGUUUCUCCUCAGAAAAGCCUGUUAACGUUGCAGCAAGUGCAACUUCUUCAGUGUCAAGGAUAUUUCCUGGUUUCAAGUCUAAUAUGGAGUACCGUCCACCAGUUUUGCCAGCAACUUUUGAAAUAAGGAACUCUAUAAAUGUGCAUGCUCCUCGUCCUCCCAGCUUAAAUCCUAUGUUUCCAUUGAAGAAUCCUGUUAGGAACCCAUUCGAAUCAAUAAAUGCUAAUAGUGCCAUUGUGAGUCAUGGUCCAAAUAGACCUUUUCCGAUCCAUGAACAAUCGUUGCCUGGUGUUGAGAACAAUGACAUCAGUAAAAGAAACCCGUAUCAGUUGCCUAAUCAGCUCGCUGGUCUGAUUUCAUCUAAUCUGCAAAACCCUGGACAAACACCGCCGUUACAGUUUUUUCCAUCUCAGGAUCCAGCAGCAUCGCAAUUUAGUUAUAGGCCCUCUUUGCAAGGACAUGGUGCUGCUAUAAGUACCCCCAUGUCAAAUGUACGACCUGUUAUGCCAUUCCCUUUGCCUGGCCAAAGAACCACAAACAACUCUUUUCAAUUCCAGGGAGGACCGUUGCGGCCUUUACCUCCAGCCGGUCCACAUCCUCCAUCCCAGAUGUUACAUCAUCCCAAUCCUAGUUCUUUUGCUUCAAGUCAACAGCCCACUGUUGGAUAUUCUAAUUUGAUUAAUUCACUCAUGGCCCAAGGUGUAAUCUCAUUGGCUAAUCAAGCCCCUGCACAAGAUGUUGUUGGAAUUGAGUUUGAUCCAGAUAUUCUGAAGGUCCGUCAUGAAUCUGCAAUCAAAGCCUUAUAUGGCGAUCUUCCUAGACAAUGCACAACUUGUGGCCUCCGUUUUAAAUCCCAAGAUGAGCACAGCAGUCACAUGGAUUGGCAUGUGACUAAGAACCGUAUGUCUAAAAACCGUAAGCAAAAACCCUCUCGCAAGUGGUUUGUGAGUGAGACGAUGUGGCUUAGUGGUGCAGAGGCAUUGGGAGCUGAAUCAGCUCCAGGUUUUUUGCCAACCGAGACCACCGAGGAAAAGAAAGAAGAUGAAGAGUUGGCGGUUCCUGCUGAAGAGGACCAAAAUACAUGUGCAUUAUGUGGAGAGCCUUUUGAUGAGUUUUACAGUGAUGAAACAGAGGAGUGGAUGUAUAGAGGAGCCGUAUACCUUAAUGCGCCUAACGGAAUAACAGCGGGCAUGGACAGGUCGCAGUUAGGCCCCGUUAUCCAUGCUAAAUGCAGAUCUGAAUCUACUACCACCCCGUCUGAAGAUUGUGUGAUGGACGAAGGGGGCACCUAUGAAGAAGGAAAUGAAAGAAAACGAGUCCGGGUCGUCUGA